GUUCGCGAAACCAGUUUCUUUCGAUCGAGGUGAUGGCGGACGUGAAGAUGGGGGAGACGGAGGCCUUCGCGUUCCAGGCGGAGAUCAACCAGUUGCUGAGUCUCAUCAUCAACACCUUCUACUCCAACAAGGAGAUCUUCCUGCGCGAGCUGAUUAGCAACGCCUCGGAUGCACUCGAUAAGAUCCGGUUCGAGGGUCUCACCGACAAGAGCAAGCUGGACGCCCAGCCAGAGCUCUUCAUCCGCCUCGUGCCUGACAAGGCGAACAAGACGGUUUCCAUCAUCGACAGCGGCAUCGGCAUGACCAAAGCUGAUCUGGUGAACAAUUUGGGCACUAUCGCACGGUCUGGCACCAAGGAGUUCAUGGAGGCACUAAACCUAUUCCAACUCGCGUUGUCUCCCUCCCUCAAGCGCGUCGCUUCCCUCCCGUUGCCUCCCUCAUCGCCCGGCCUCCCUCCAGCGCCUCCUCCAGCGCCGACCUCCAGCGCUGACUCCAGCAGCGCCGCCUCCAGCACUGACUCCAGCAACGCCGCCUCCCGCGUCGACUCUAGUAGCGCCGCCUCCCUCUAG
Molecule: messenger RNA, 569 nt
Organism: Zingiber officinale
Lineage: Eukaryota; Viridiplantae; Streptophyta; Magnoliopsida; Zingiberales; Zingiberaceae
Product: heat shock protein 83-like
Exons: 3
Coding region: 33-569 (178 amino acids)
Biological process (GO): cellular response to heat; protein stabilization; protein folding
Cellular component (GO): perinuclear region of cytoplasm; protein-containing complex; plasma membrane
Molecular function (GO): ATP hydrolysis activity; ATP-dependent protein folding chaperone; ATP binding
Source: RefSeq, a predicted model, not a curated record